CCAAGAUUGCAAGUUACAACCACCGGUCUGUUUUCUUGUAUAUGUAUCUCUCUUACCUUUCAAGAUUAUCCACCACAAAACCUGAAGGGUAGACGUUGUCGAUCUCUUGGUAUCUCUUGUUGAAAGGUGAAUUUGUAGAGGUCGGGGACAGGACACGUUCUUGGCAAGAUGAAGCAGAUUAAGGAGGAGACUGAGAGUUUGUGUCUGAGAAGUUAUCUGCCACAGCUUCCACUGGCAGGAUCUGGGGUUAGAAAGAUAGGUGGUGAGAGCAUAACCAAUAAACAGAUCAAGAAGUUCUGGAGGCAGAAGCAGAUCACAGAAGAGGAUCAUCUCUUCGCCGCUAUCAAGGCAGCAGCUCGUGUCAGAGCCCGCAAACUCUCUGAAGAAGAGUACAAAUGCUUCGAAGAAAGCUUAGACUUGAAUGAACUGGAAAUCAGAGACGAUGAACUUCAUGUUGGGAUAAAAGACUGGUGGACCAAGAGCAAGUAUGCAUACUUGAACCAGCCUGCACUUGGACUUGGACCUGCAGAUUCCAAGAGAAGAAGACGAAGAUUCUCUUAUGUGCCAAACUGUUUCUCUUUCAAGACUAAUGUCCCUCUGUACCCUACUUCCCUCAAUGUCUUUUAAAACCUUCAUCAACUGUUUCUUUUUUCAAUAUAUGUAAUAAAUUGUAAAUACAUGCAUGCGUGCGUAUAUAUCUAUAUGUACAAUGUAUUCAUUCACAUAUGUAUAUUUGUUCCGUAUA
Tarenaya hassleriana is the source of this 745-nucleotide messenger RNA. RefSeq lists its product as uncharacterized. The record is from RefSeq and is a predicted model, not a curated record. The transcript has 4 exons. The coding region runs from base 169 to 627 and encodes 152 amino acids. NCBI's taxonomy places the organism in Eukaryota, Viridiplantae, Streptophyta, Magnoliopsida, Brassicales, Cleomaceae.